UCUUGUUCCUGAUCAGAGCAUCUCUGAAUAUUUUGCACAACUUGGCAAAGGCACCAGGAAACAAGCAUGUUUACAGAGAAGAGAAAGUGGCGGAGCAUAUGGAACUGUAUCUUGAGGGCGAUCCUUAUCUCAAGGCGGUUUGCAUGAUGACACUCGCUUACAUCGUUGAGGAAGGUCAAGAGGAGAUUUUAGCUGAGAAAGGGACCAACACGAUAGAGUAUCUCGUUGAAAUCUUGAAGGAUGCCCAGAAUAGCAAAGACAAAAGAUGUCAAGGGUUAUCUGAUCAGGAAGUAACUGCUGCUUUGGGAAGAUUAGCUGCACAUGACAACAAUAAAAAGAAGAUUGUAGAAGCUGGAGGUCUUCCUCUCAUUAUAAACAUGCUACAUGAGAAAACUACAGUGGCACAGGAAGCUGCAGUGAAUGCAUUGUGGAGCUUGGCAUUCUGUGAUGAUGUGAGUGAGAAACUGAGAACUAAUACAGAUUGCAUGGAGAUAUUGCAAGAGCUCUCAGUAAGUUCAUCGCCGGAGGUCUCAAAGGCAGCUCACGGUGCAUUGUGGGUAAUCAACAAAGAAGGUGAAAAGACAGACCUUGAGAAAAAGAGCACGGAAGGUGCAGGAACAAUGAAGAGCGUUCAGAGCAGACGGCAGCAUGUGAUGAUCAGCUACCAGUGGGAUAAUCAACCAUUGAUCCUUCAAAUGAGAGAUGAAAUAAAGAGAGCUGGUUACAAACUCUGGGUAGAUGUUGACUGUAUGUAUGGCUCUACACUACAAGCAAUGGCAGAAGCCAUAGAGAAUGCAUGUGCCAUUGUUAUGUGUAUAUCAGAGAGGUACAAAGAGAGCCCAAACUGUAGAACAGGAAGGCUCUAG
Molecule: messenger RNA, 866 nt
Organism: Lytechinus pictus (painted urchin)
Lineage: Eukaryota; Metazoa; Echinodermata; Echinoidea; Temnopleuroida; Toxopneustidae
Exons: 6
Coding region: 99-866 (255 amino acids)
Biological process (GO): signal transduction
Molecular function (GO): protein binding
Source: RefSeq, a predicted model, not a curated record